Pyrenophora tritici-repentis Pt-1C-BFP is the source of this 1040-nucleotide messenger RNA. Its product is annotated as Gst, Glutathione S-transferase. NCBI's taxonomy places the organism in Eukaryota, Fungi, Ascomycota, Dothideomycetes, Pleosporales, Pleosporaceae. The record is from RefSeq and is a predicted model, not a curated record. Gene Ontology annotation, cellular component: cytoplasm.
AACUCAAUUCCAAUCGCUUUUUGUUUGUGGUAUAACGUCGAUUUCAUUCAACCCAAGAAACCAUCUUCAAUAUUAACACAAGAAUGGCGCAAGUCAACGGUAAUGCCCCCAAAAUCACUCUCUACACGAAUCAUCGCUGUCCAUGGGCCCAUCGCGCACACGUCGCUAUCAAGGAGCUGGGAUUGCCAUAUGAGGAGGUCAUCAUAGACCUGGACAAGCCAAGAGAGCUGUGGUAUCUUGAAAUCAAUCCGCGCGGCCUCGUCCCUGCAAUUGAUUUCAACGGCGAGAUCAUCACAGAGUCUGGUAUUGUCGCAACAUUCCUGGCAGAUGCAUACCCCUCGCACCUUCUUCCCACGGCUGGCACCCCGGAAGCUGCACUUAGCCGCGCGAAAAUCAAUUUCUUCGUUGAUACCUGGUUCAGCAAGGCAAACAGCUACCUCUUCAAGAUUCUCCUGGCAGCUUCAGAAGAGGACCAAGCGAAGAUGAGCAAGGAGGUUGUGGAUAUAGUGGGCAAGGAAAUUGAGCCUUUGUUGAAGGAUGCAAAGCCGUUCUUCGGCGGCAGUGACAAGCCUACUCUAGCUGAGGCUCUCACCGCGCCUUUCAUCCUCCGGUACUACACGUUUUCGAAACGCGAUGCCCUUCCAAAGUCAAUCCUGUCCGGCUUCGACGCGCUGCCCAACUUCUCCAAAUGGGCGGCUGAGGUCAUUAAGCUGGACAGCGUGACCUACAUUUGGAAUGAAGAGGAUGUUGUCACUACCACACUGCGAAAGGUGGCAAGUAUGAAGGGACAGGCGGCUGCGAAGUGAGCUCGACAGUGUAGUCGCCACGAGUAUGUGAAGGGAUCGCUAUCGCGGAGUUGGUGCGGUAGUUCUAGGCGGCUAAUUGGGUCGACCGACUAUGUCGGUACCACAUACUGAGUGCAUAACGAGAGUCACCAGGGAGUAUACCUAGUCGCCACAGAACAUGCAACAGCCAUGUCAAGGUCAUCUAUGAUCUUUUUCAACAUUAAUCCUAACGUACAAAUACAUUUGAGUACGACC